GAAAAUAAUGAGACAGUAGAAGGCGACUCUGUUGUUGUGCGUGGUAGGUCUCAGCCAUAGUCGGCUCUACCUUAUUGUCCUUGUACUUAGAUUAGUAGGUAGGAUACGUACGUAUAGACUUGCCGGGAGCAAAUUGAUCUUCUUCGAUAUCGUCCAAGAUGGCCAUAAAGUUCAGAUUAUGUGCAAUCUCCGCCAACUGCCCGAGAUAACCCCCGAAGCCUUCAAAAAGCUCUACCGUCUGCUUCGCCGCGGUGAUGCUUUCUCCGUAACAGGUAAACCUCACCGUACUGGACGAGGAGAGCUCACGGUUGUGGCCACGGAAUUGCCUCAACUUCUGGCUCCUUGUCUCCAUGAUAUUCCCCUGGAUGCGAAGGAGCACGAGAACUCGCCAUACCCCCGUCAUGUUCAGUUCCUCGCAGACCAGACCACGACCGACAUUAUAAAGGCACGUUCGCUGAUCGUCCAAUAUCUGCGUCAAUUCUUCCUUGACCGGUCUUUUAUGGAGGUCAGCACUCCCAUCGUCAAUUCGAUCGCCGGCGGAGCCAUUGCUCGUCCCUUCUACACCUCUGCGACUGAAUUUCCCGAACGUCAACUAUCUCUCCGGAUUGCACCAGAGCUGUGGUUGAAGCGUUUGGUAGUGGGGGGUUUCGAUAAGGUGUUUGAAAUUGGACCGUCGUUUCGCAAUGAAGGCAUUGACAAAACCCAUAACCCUGAGUUUACAACAUGCGAGUUCUAUCAUGCAUACGCCAAUCUGGAAGACCUUUUGUCCAUGACAGAGAAUUUGCUAUCCGGCAUGGCACAGCAUAUCCGCGAGUUUAACAAAGACGCUACCCUGAAGCCCACCGGGGUUGACUUCUCAACGCCAUUCCGCCGGAUCGAUUUUAUCUCUGGUAUCGAAGAGAAGAUCGGCCGCAAGCUCCCGGACCUCACGUCUCCGGAUGCUCUGAUCCAGGUUAGACAGCUCUUCAAAGACUUAUCCCUCGAGAUUCCGGAGAGGCCUACGCUUCCCCGAUUGUUGGAUGAACUUUGCAGCAUCUAUGUUGAACCAGAAUGCGUGAGCCCAACUUUUAUCAUCAACCCUCCCGAAUGCUUGUCCCCUUUGUCAAAAUCCUUUAUUCACCCGGAUACUGGUCAACGUGUCGCCGCGCGUGGAGAGCUCUUCAUCGAAGGGAGAGAGAUAGUGAAUACCUACGAGGAAGAAAACUCGCCAUCUGAGCAGAGACGCAAGUUUGAUGAUCAAGUACGCUACAGCAAGGAUGCAGACGAGUCAACAGAAAUCGACGAGAGUUACCUCGAGGCGCUGGAAUGGGGCCUGCCGACUACAGGUGGCUGGGGGUGCGGAAUUGACCGUCUCUGCAUGCUCUUUACCGGCGCAAAGAAGAUCGGAGAAGUCCUGCCAUUUGGGACCCUACGUUCCGUGACCCGACGAUGAAGCCCUCCAGGCUGGCGAUGCCUACCGUACUUCUUCCUAGGUGUCUAGACAAACAACCUGCAAUUGUACAAUAUAAGAACCAUAGUACUCGGAACUCAUAACUAUACGCACACCAUCGUCAUAAUAAAACUUAACUCUGAACCACCAACCCUCUCACUAAUAGAC
Molecule: messenger RNA, 1597 nt
Organism: Aspergillus alliaceus
Lineage: Eukaryota; Fungi; Ascomycota; Eurotiomycetes; Eurotiales; Aspergillaceae
Product: putative lysyl-tRNA synthetase
Exons: 3
Coding region: 179-1432 (417 amino acids)
Biological process (GO): mitochondrial lysyl-tRNA aminoacylation
Cellular component (GO): cytoplasm; mitochondrion
Molecular function (GO): ATP binding; lysine-tRNA ligase activity; tRNA binding
Source: RefSeq, a predicted model, not a curated record